AUGUCGCAGCCCCCAGCAACCGCGGCGACCGGUAUCUCCACCCCUCAGGUUGUCCAACCUAGCAUCUCCCACGUAGCAGUCAAGAUCCCGCCAUUUUGGAGUUCAAAUCCGGCUGUUUGGUUUUCCCAGGUGGAAUGCCAGUUCCACCUCGCAGGUAUUACCAGCCAAUCCACCAAGUACUUUCACGUCGCCGCAGCACUACCUCCCGAAGUGGCCAACGAAGUCUCUGACAUUCUCUGUGCCCCGUUGUCCACUGACCCUUACGACACUCUGAAGAAGGCGCUUAUCGAGAGAACAACCGCUUCGGAACGUAAACGUCUGCAGCAACUGCUGUCCGCUGAAGACCUUGGCGACAGGAGACCAUCCCAACUCCUUCGACACAUGCAGAAUCUCCUUGGAACCAGGGCUUCAACCAUUGACGAACCCCUCCUGAAAGAAAUGUUCCUGCAGCGACUCCCGCCCACCGUGCAGAUGCUGCUUGCAACUGCUACAAAUCUGCCAAUAGUCGACUUGGCGGCGCACGCCGAUAAGAUCAUGGAAGUGACUGUCCCCACCAUCGCCUCUGUUAAGGCCUUCGACGCCACUUCGCCCAACGUCAUGCCACCGAUACCAUGUACUAACACGGCCCAUGUCAACCCUAACCAAGGUUUGCCUCAAAACGCUCCCGACAGCCUCGAAAGCCUGCGGGCGGAGGUUCACCAGAUGUCAUCGCUCCUCGCAGCCGUCCUUCCGCAUCAAGAUUCCCCGGCCGCCUCCGCCCCACACGAUUCCCCGGCCGCCUCCGCCCCACACGCGCCACGAUUUCUGCUUUUACCACUGGUCUUUCGGCGCCAGCGCACGCAACUGUCAACCUCCCUGUGCCUGGCCGGGAAACCGCCCAGGGAAUCGCUAGCGGCCACGUGCGGUUCCCCUCCCUCCCCCACGCCCAGUCGCCUCCUGUACAUAACCGACCCAGCUUCCAAACGCCGUUUUCUAGUCGACACCGGUGCUGAGGUCAGCCUACUACCUGCCACACGGGCAGAAAGACUGGGCCACCCACUCUAUCAUCUUGCUGCCGCAAACGGUACCGGAAUCCCUGUGUACGGCGAGCGCUCCCUCACACUUUCCCUAGGCCUUCGUCGUACCUUCAGAUGGAUUUUUCGCAUGGCAGGGAUCACCCACAACAUCCUGGGAGCAGAUUUCCUCCACCAUUUUGGCCUCCUCGUCGAUCUUCAUCGCAGAACGCUGUGUGACUCUACGACUCGCUUACACACCCCUACGCUCCGCUGUGUUCAGCAUCCUAUACCAGCUGCGCCCCAUCACAUGAUUUCCUCGCUCGAGACGCCUUUCGCUGACAUCGUGCGCGAAUUUCCGUCACUCAUGAAGCCUCCCGACUGGACCCAACCCGUCGGUCAUGACGUCGUCCACCACAUACAAACUACAGGCCCUCCAGUGCACUUCCGUCCUCGACGGCUUGCCCCGGAGAAAUUCAAGAUCGCUCAGGCUGAAUUCGAACACAUGCUUGACAUCGGAAUCGCUCGCCCAUCCAAAAGCGAUUGGGCCACCCCGCUUCAUAUGGUUCCCAAAAAGACUGGGGAUUGGCGUCCCUGUGGCGACUAUAGGGCCCUCAACAGCAUCACGAAGCCCGACAGGUAUCCCCUACCAAAUAUCCAAGAUUUCACCAACAACCUGGCCGGGGCCACCUGUUUCAGCAAGAUCGACCUGGUAAAAGCUUACCAUCAGAUUCCUAUGGCCCCGGAAGACAUCCCCAAGACAGCAAUCGUUACACCAUUUGGACUCUACGAGUUCCUCAGGAUGCCGUUCGGACUCAAAAACGCAGCCCAAACCUUUCAGAGGUUUAUUGAUACCGUUCUACGAGGCCUUCCGUUUGCGUUCGCUUAUAUCGAUGAUAUAUUAGUAGCCAGCACGAACGAAGCUCAGCAUGCAGACCACCUACGCCAAGUUUUCACCCGCCUCCAAGAACAUGGGAUCGUAAUCAACGUUCAGAAAUCAGAAUUCGGCAAGAGAUCAAUCGAAUUCCUCGGCCACUGCAUUUCAACCGACGGCAUAUCACCCCUGCCCGACAAGGUUAAGGCUAUUCACGAUUUUCCCCGCCCCGACUCUGUCAAGCAGCUCCGCCGUUUCUUGGGCUUAGUCAACUUCUACAGGCGUUUUGUUCCUUCUUCCGCUGUGCUGGUCCGCCCUCUUGAGACCCUCCUCAAGACACCCCGCCACUCAUCCAAAUUAACUUGGUGCUACGAGGCCGAAACUGCGUUUGACUCCGUCAAGGAAGCCUUGGCAGACUCAGUCAUGCUCGCCCAUCCCGUGCACGGCGCCCCGACGUCCUUGCUUGUCGAUGCGUCGAACAACGCUAUAGGCGCUGCGCUACAGCAAGAGGUCAACGGCACGAGAAGACCUCUUGCCUUUUUCUCACGCAAGCUAAACGAAACGCAGUCAAAGUACAGUGCGUUCGGCAAGGAGCUCCUAGCAGCCUAUUCCGCCGUUCGACACUUUCGGCAUUUUUUGGAAGGCCGCACUUUCACUAUCUGGUCCGACCACAAACCUCUCGUCGGCGCGUUCACUUCCUCAAGCCAGAAAUACAGUCCACGAGAGAUACGUCAUCUAGCCUUCAUCGCAGAGUUCUCAACAGACAUCCGCCACAUCAAAGGUGCGCUCAAUGUGGCCGCCGACGCGCUCAGUCGGAUACACUCCGUCUCCACCACUACCCCACUCACCUCUGACAUUAUCAUUCAAGAGCAGUCGGCCGACCCCGAGAUAGCCCAGCUCCGCGCCCGACGUUCCACCACCCGUCUGCGCACAUCAUCCUAUCACCCCGCAUGCAAUGGUUCGGUCGAGCGUUUCCAUCGUCACCUCAAGCAGGCCAUCAUGGCGAUAGACGGCCGCCAUACCUGGACGGACAAGCUCCCCUUGGUCCUUCUUGGCAUCAGGUCCGCCGUAAAAUCCGACCUCGGCUGUUCCUCAGCAGAGUUAGUCUACGGCGUUCCCCUACGCCUUCCGGGUGAGGUGUUCACUCCCACAGUCGACCCUCCUCCGGAUCCGUCCGCUUUCGUCACCGCCCUCCGCCAAGCUUUAGCUAGUCUUCAGUUCACCCCGACGCGCACCACUUCCGCAAAGACAUCUUUCGUGCCUUCCGAGCUCCACACUGCAUCACACGUUUUCCUGCGCACCGACCGGCUGCGUCGCGCCCUCGAGCCCCCCUACACCGGUCCUUACGUGGUCCUACGUCGAUCGCCCAAGACCUUUCUUCUCGACGUCCGCGGGCGAACCGAAUCUGUCACUGUGGAUCGUCUCAAGCCUGCAUUCUUCGAGCACGCACCCACAUCACUUCCCUCUGACAUCACCCCGUUCCCCCGCUCGGAGCCAUCGGCUGCGCCCAGUGCCAAGACAGUUUCUUGGGCGCCUGCACUCAUACCUGCCCUCCUUCGUUCCUCCGGAGGCCUGAAGGGGGGGAGCAGAUGUGGCGCCCCCGGCAGAUGA
Molecule: messenger RNA, 3477 nt
Organism: Ornithodoros turicata
Lineage: Eukaryota; Metazoa; Arthropoda; Arachnida; Ixodida; Argasidae
Exons: 2
Coding region: 1-3477 (1158 amino acids)
Biological process (GO): proteolysis
Molecular function (GO): aspartic-type endopeptidase activity; nucleic acid binding
Source: RefSeq, a predicted model, not a curated record